GCGGCAGGAGCCACCAGCACCGGGCUUCAUGGAACCUUCCGGGAUUGAAGGGCAAAUCCAAGUAUCCUUUUAAACCUGCAGUCUGGCCUGGCCUGGCCCGGCCCGGGCCACUACCUGCUGCAGUUACGGUCACCGGCUUCAGGCGUUCUCCUGCAGCGAGAACCGACACUUUUCCCUCCACCAGAAACAAAGUAACAAAACAAAAAGAAACAGCAACAACAAUUGCAACAUUGACCAUGUCCAGGGAAGUGUUACCGGGUCCGGGAAAGUCCGAAACCGCCGCUGAUUCCCUCUGGGCGGGUACCGGGGCAUGCGGCGGGCCCGGGCGGCCGCUGCUGAUCUUCUCCUCCUCUUCCCCUCCACCACCUUCUCCUUCCCCUUCCCCAGCAGGAAGUGGCCCGGUUGAGGCGGAGAGGUCGGGGACUGGGCCCCGGGCGGAGGCGGCUCAGGGGGUCCUGCUGUUCGCUGCUACCCCCCUGGGUCCCGGCUCAAACGAGUGGGGACAGCGGCCCCCCCUGGGGCGCCCACCGGUGAAGAGGAAGUUGGAGCUGGAGAGUGAUCAUCAGUAUCUGGCUGUGGAAAUGGUGAGCCCCAAAGGGAAAGGCAAGUCUUCAGGGAGAGGUAUGGUGCAUUGUAACAAAACCUGUGAUUGUGCCUUGCUUUGUAACACGCUAAAUGCACUUCAGAUCUCGUUGCAGAGCAGCAGAGGGCCUGUGGAUGUCUUCCUGUGCCCCGAGAGCGGUUCGGGAACUUGCAGUCCUGUGAAGAGCCUCAGCAGCCCCGUGAAGAUCAGUCCUGUUAAAGUCAGCCCCAUUCGCAUGGGCAGCCUGGGUCCAGUGACCCACCAGGAACUGUUGGGAAGCACUUCCCAGGGCACCAUCCUCUCGUCGUCUUCAAGUCAUGACCAAGGGACGCACCUUGCAAGUAAUACAUCCUCCCCAUUGGGAGGAGUUGUGGACAUUAACCUCUCCCCUUUGACCUCAGCUGUCAAUCUUCUACAGCAGCCAGACGACACCCUUCCCACAAUCCCAUUCGACGACAUGUUUGUCAAUCUCUCUCCGCCAGUGUUUCAGGAUUACCAUUUUGGUUUGGACGAAGGGGAAGGGAUCAGCGAAUUGUUCGACUGUGACUUUGACACGUUACCACCAUUGGAGUUCUGAGGGAGUGUUUGUGCGUAAGUUAGGAGCCAGCCUGUGUUAUUCUGUAACGGAAACAGAAAUUGCUGGAGAAACUCAGCAGGUCUGUGCAGAGAGAAAGCAGAAUCAAUGUUUCAGAUCAAGUGGCCUUUCUUCAGAAUUUCCAGCAUCUGCACUUCUUUUGUGUUUUUGUCUUGGUUUACUGUAUUAUUCUGUGCCAGAAAUGUUUGGGAAAGGCUUCCUCCCAUUCCCUCAUGUGAUCGAUCAGCUGGAGUUGCUGGAAUCGCUGGAAGAUGAAAGUUUGAGGCUGGAGUGAAUUUGCUCAUUCCAUGGUUCCUGCUCUCUAUGAAGGUGCUCUCCCUUCCUGAACCACAGAGUACGUUAUUGUAUCUUCCCCCCACCACACCCCCUCCAUUUCCUUUCCUCCCUUCCCUGUUUUUGUUUAUUCUUUUGUGGAAUGUGAAUGUUGGCGAGACCAGCAUUAAUUACCCUUCCCUAAUUGCCCUUGAGCUGAGUGACCAACUGGGAUGUGAAGAGUGACCGUAUAGUUGUUGUCUCUGGAGUUACAUGUAGGCCAGGCAGGAUAAGCUCAGCAAUUACCUUCCUUAAAGGACAGGAAUUUUUGUUUUAAGACAAUAAUAGUUGCUGAAACUAGCUUUAGGUUCCAGUUUAAUUGAACGAAUUUAAAUUCCACCAACUGCCUUGAUGGGAUUUGAAGCCUUGUCUACAGGCCAUUAGCCUGGGCCUCUGGAUUGCUAGCCUAGGGACAUUAUGGUUACACCACCAUCUCCUCUGGCAUCUCCUCGGGCCAUCAUCUGCACACCAGACACUUGUCCUUAGCGACCAAGCAACUGUGACAGGAUCAUUGUAGGAGUUGUGUUCCUCCAGCUCUACACUGUGUUAUCUCUGACUCCAGCAUCCAUGGUUCUUACUAUCUCCAUGUAGGAGCCAUGCUCGGAGAGUGGGUGGGGGAGGCCCCACACAUAUCCCAGCGUUCCUCUCUUCCCUGUCCUGAGGGAGCAGCGCUGUGUACCUGAGGGGAAGUUGCAGAUGGUAAGUGGAUAAACCCAGCAAUUCACUGUGAAAGGCCCACACUUCCUGUGCAGUCCAGAUCCUCACUGGCUCACACCAACAGAGCUAGCAGCAUUGGCACAAAUCGACAGUGGGUGGGGCAGGGGGGUGCUCUCUCUGUUAAACUGAAGGCAGCUCUCCUGGCUCUCCUACUGAAGCAAACUCUUUGUUCUGUGAAUGGUAUUAAUUUUAAACAAUCGUUUGGUGCUAGAGGAAAGACAAUGAGCUGUUGAAGCUUCCCAUCUUUCACUGAGCACAAAUGGCAAGUUUCAAAGACUGCGUUUGUGCCUCCCUGCCACUGCCAGGGGAGCACUGUGCACCACAGCCAUGAAAUCAGUGUGUCACUUUUAAACUCUUGCCCAGCAGCAAAGGAACGUUUAUCAAAGAAAUCACGAGACCCUGUGUCAGGACCAAUCGCACCCUUUUCCUCCUGCUUGGUAAAUUGAUGUUCCCUUUGAAUUUGGCAUUCUUGCAACGGUCUGGUCAAGUGCGAGACAGAAAGCUUUGAAACCAUAACUGCCUGUUUUGCCAAAAUUCAGGUUUUAAUUUUGUUGUGAAUCAGCAUUCUUCUUUUCUCUUGGCAAAGAUUUCCCCUGAUCGACCUCUCUUUCUUCUCCGAGCUGUUUACUUUUCCAGCCAGAGGCUGAAACCCUUCCCGGGCUGAACUAUAUUCCGAGAUUUCCGGAUGGCGCCAUGUUGGUGUGGAUUCUGUGCUACAGAGCUACCCGUGCAGUGGGGAGGGAGGGAAUGGAGAACCCCCCCCUCCCCCAGGCCAGGGUGUGGGAGCUGUUGGGCUUGGAGUGUCACUGUGAUUGACAUCCCCAGUGAAAGCUGCUUAAAGUCCCUUCGGGACCCCCGUCUCCUGUGAAGGGGAACCGUUUUUGCCAACUGCGUCUUUCUGGUUGGAUGGGGUAGGAUGGCGCGCUCUUCGCAGCAGUGGUCCUGAUGCUACUGCGGCGUUGCCAUGGUGGUGCGGUGGGGGCCCAAGCUUCCUGGUAACCUUGGUAACCUGUUGGUUUAGAAAUUCCGAUUGGCCGGGCAGGUGAGUGACUGAGGGUCACGUCUGGGAUCGUUAGGUGGUUGUUGGGGGCUUCUAACUGAACCCGUGAGCAUCCUUUCCCUCCCCCAACUCUCACCCUCAUGACCCAGGCAAUGCCAACUGUCCAGGCCAUUUCAGUGCCACCACUUACCCACCUCUGAGCAGUUUGAUGGUUACAUUUACGAAGCAAAGCUCAGACCCUGAAGGGAGAGGGGUAGAAUUUGGAUUUACAUAGUGCCGUAUAUGACCCUCGACAACAGCCUUUGAUGCAACAAAACGCCUCGAGGCGUUUCACAGGGGCGUUAUUAAAAUGCAUGUCCGAGCCACUGAGGGAUGAUCAAAACAGGUAGGCUUCAGGGAAUGUCUGAAUGCAGGAGAGUGGGAGGCAGAGGUUUAAGGAGGGAAUUCUGGAGCGGAGGUUAUAGGGCACUCGAGUCUCGGCUGCUGAGGGUGGAGUAGUUAAAAUCGGGGAGGCUCGAGAGGCCAGAAUGGCAGUGAGCGCACAGGGACUUGGAGGGUUGGAGGUCAGAGGAGGCUGUAGAGAUGGUGAG
This is a messenger RNA of Rhincodon typus (whale shark), 3797 nucleotides long. Its product is annotated as transcription factor E2F1. The coding region runs from base 237 to 1160 and encodes 307 amino acids. The record is from RefSeq and is a predicted model, not a curated record. NCBI's taxonomy places the organism in Eukaryota, Metazoa, Chordata, Chondrichthyes, Orectolobiformes, Rhincodontidae. The transcript has 4 exons.